Paramecium pentaurelia is the source of this 1252-nucleotide messenger RNA. NCBI's taxonomy places the organism in Eukaryota, Ciliophora, Oligohymenophorea, Peniculida, Parameciidae. The record is from the annotation of a GenBank genome assembly.
AUGUUUUAUACAGAUUCUAUCUAAGAUGAUAAAAUUAAAUCAUACCUAUAUGAAAUAGAGUAAGAAUAAGAAAGGAAAGAUAGAAUAAAAAAACUAGCUUAAUCAUUAAUGAAUAAGACAAAAUUAAAAUUGAAGUAUUGAAUUAUUGCAAUAUUUAAGGUUAACAAAUAAGGAAUCAAAGAGAGAAGAAUAAUUUAAUAAGAAAUUAGAAGAAAUGAAAUAACUGAACACAUUUGUAGAUGCAAGACCUUCUAUUAAUAGAUUAAAUUUACUUAAUGAUAGAAAAUUAUUAUUAAAACUCUAAGUAAUAGAGAAGAUAUAAUAAUACUAAGAUAGUAAUAAAAAUAGUGAAAAUAAAACAUAAAAUCUAAAUAAAGAAUUUUAGACUCUAAAUUCUCAACCACUUAUUUUGGACGAAGAAUUCAAAUUAUAAUUUUUAGCUACUUAGAAUUAUGAACCAAUCCAAAGAAAAUAACUUUAAAUUCCAAAGAGAUUAUAACCAGAAUCACCUAAAGAUGUUGUGGCACCAAUAAAAGGAGAAGAAUUACUCAAUUUUGAUGCUUCUCCUAAAAAUGAUACAAAUCUAUUUUAUCGUUCUGUAUUUAGAACUAGUCCUUCUCCUCAAAGAAAAUAGUAAAUUUAACAAUUUGAGGAGGAAACAUAAAAAGCCAAAUAAUUUCUUUAAUCAUAAGGAUUAAUAUAGAAACAGGGAUCAAAGAAUCAAAGAAGAACUCCAUUAAGAAAAAUACCUAUUUAAUAAUAUUAUUAGAAUUUUUAGAAAUAAUGUAAGUCAUUAGUAAAAGAUGUGGCUAUGGAAUCAAGAAGGAGAAGGAUUUUAAGUUAAAUGAAUGAAAGUGAAGGAUGUUCUUCAAAGAAAGAGAUUAUAAAAGAUGUUAUUAUUAAUAAAGGUUAGAAUACAAUUAAUAUGAAUACUAUGAAAUUAAAUAAAUCAUAGACAAAUUCUUUUUCAUCUCCUAGAUAAAAAGUAAAUAAUUUAAAUCAAAAUAAUAAAUUGGGAUCAUCAACUUAAAGAAUUUAUAGGAAUUCUAAAAGUAUAUUUGAUUCUGAAUAGAACAGUCCUAUCAAAAUAAGAUUAUAAACUUAAUUUGAAUCAUUUACAUAAGCUGUUAACAAAACAUAAGAGGCAUUUAAUAAAAUAAAUAAGGGGAAUGAGAAGAUUAUACGAAGAAUGUCUACUGCUGUUAGUAGUAUUCAUAAAAAGUAUAGUGAUGGGAUUGUUUAAGUUUAAUGA